Messenger RNA from Heterobilharzia americana, 465 nucleotides. The record is from the annotation of a GenBank genome assembly. Lineage: Eukaryota; Metazoa; Platyhelminthes; Trematoda; Strigeidida; Schistosomatidae.
UUUGUGUACAUGGCAGCCAAACACUAACCUUGCCAAUUUCAAUUUUUUCAAUCCCGUUGUUGAUCUUAGUUUGAUACCCGGCUUAGAAGUAACUGGCAGGAUAUGGCUGAUGGAAGCAGAAAGGCUGUUGUAAAAAAUGCGGAUAUGUCCGAUGAUAUGCAGCAAGACGCUUUAGAUGUAGCACUUCAAGCAAUUGAAAAGUAUAAUAUCGAGAAAGAUAUCGCUGCUCACAUCAAGAAGGAGUUUGACAAGAAGUACAAUCCAACGUGGCACUGCGUUGUUGGGAGGAAUUUCGGGAGUUACGUUACGCAUGAAACAAGGCAUUUCAUUUACUUUUACGCUGGACAAGUCGCUGUUCUGCUGUUCAAGUCUGGUUGAUGUAUAUUUCUGACAACUGAUUAUCCUAUUUAAAGGUAUUUUAAAUCUGAUGUAUGUUGAAUAAACGAUGAAUUUCCCUCUAAAAAU